AUGAUAAGAUCCCUUUGCUUUGUUUUGGGACUAUCGGUGCUGAACUUAUGCUGGAGUUUUGAACAGGCUUCGAGAUAUGAUCCAGAUGAUCAGGACGAGUUUCCCUUUACUACGGUAGUUGACAUUCUAUGGCAAAAUGUGGAAUUCUCGACUUUUCUCAGAAAAAUCCAAAAGAGCGGCAACAUAAACUACUUGAACGAACUUGAUAACUUCACGUUUGUUGCGCCCAUUAAUUCUGCUUUUUCAAAUCACAGUGAAGCCGUGAAAAUAGAUCAUUAUCUCCUUCAUAACUACGUUUUGAACCCCGCGUCUUGGGAUACUGGAAUUCAUGUCCUGGUGACGAACGAUAGUACCCCUCAUUUACUGCAGUUGAAAAGCAACGGAGCAAUGUUUCUGAAUGAAGCUCCCAUUCUUAAAGAGGUCCAACAACCCAACAUGCAGAAUGCCACAAUGUACAGCACAACUUCUCUCUUGUCGAGAGCACAGGAUCUCGUCGAAGUGAUAGAAAGCAAUCCUCACGCUUCCUUCUUCUUCAAGCUCGUUUCACACCUGAAAGAUGAACGACUGCUUAAUCUGUUUGACCGAAGGACCGUCUUGGUUCCAAAUAACGCAGCAUUUGAAAAACAGUUCAACUCCUUGGAGCUAGAAUACUUAUUGGGCAGCGAAAAUCACGAGAAUGAUUUGCCGCUCCCGGGAAAUUUGUCAGAAAACCGCUUAGCAGACCGUCGUUUACUGAUAGAAAAGGUCUUAGUUGAUGGCCUCUUCGGCGGGCACUUUGAGCAAGUCGAGGUUUUAAACUUGAAAGGCGACUCGUUAGUCCUCAAUUCGCAUGCCAAUGGAAGCGAUAUUAGCGUAAAUGAUUCCUUGGCUACUACUAGCAAUCUGAUAUACAAGCCUGGCAUCGCGCACAUGUUCUCAGACCUAAACUUUUUAUCGCGAGGCUUUCAUUUUACGGCAGAGAAAUAUCUUAUAGGUUUGGGAGCCGUUCGGUUUGUGGAGGAAGUACACAUGAGAAAGCUUACGCAUCUCAUAAACGGAAGUUUCACGCAGGCACUUACGAUCUUUGUCCCAAUUGACACAAACUAUGACAGUCCUGGUUAUUCGAAGAGCAGCUUACUUUACCACUUCGUUGACACCGAGAUAGUUUUGACUGAUGGUCCGUCUGGCGAAAACUCACAUAAACUUUAUGACUCGAUGUUCUGUUCGUCAAAUAAACGCUUAGGGGGCAAAUGCCAGCGGUUGAAGAUCGAAAGCAGAAAUCAAGGUAAUCGAAGGGGGUUUUUCGUCAACAAAAAAUAUCGCGUAGUAAACAGCGCGCCUUUUAUGAUUGGAAAUACGGCAAUUUACCUAAUGGAACACGAAGUAAUGCUUCCUGGUGAUUUGCUGUCAGCAAUGGACCCAUUUUCGGGGUGCUCAAAAUCCAUGGAGUUUUUACGCGAACUCAACUUGUUAGAUCUUCGGCCAAACAACCGCGGCUUUACAGCUUUACUCCCAUGUUUCAAGUCUUGGAGCAAUUUUGACCUAAAUUUGGAGUAUCUAGAGCAUAACAUCUCUGCUUUAAAUUUAAUCAUGAAAAACUACAUUCUGAAUGAUCUGAUAUACACAGACACAGAUGAUAUGUCUUUUGUGACAUCCAACCUAUAUGACGAACCAAUUGCUGCGCGUUUGCACGAUGUUGAGUCUGACAGUAAUAGUGUGCUGCUGAAUCUGAGUUCCAUGAAUGAACCAAUCCAGCUAAAGACAAAUUUUGACACGUUUUUCGACCAGGGUGUCAUACACCCUAUAAGUGAUGUUUACUAUCCAAAAGCUCUAGACAUAUCUCUUCAAAACCUGUUAGAAACCACUCAAUCAUAUGACUUCGUCGCCUACCUUAAGAACUUCGACAGUCUCAAAGGCAUUUUUGACAACAGCAAUGAAUACUCGAUUCUAGUCCCAACUGCGCGGUCUUUGUUACUCGAGGACAUUGGUUUGAACUCGACCAGGUUAGAGGAGUUUUUGGGACUGCACAUUAUUUUCUCAAACUCCACACAGUCGCUUCUCAAGUGUGAAAAUAGCAUCAAAACGCUUAACGGAAAAUCUCUGAACUGUAGAGAAAGCUCCUCAAAUGCACAACUUUUACGAGUUGUAGAUGGUGCAGACAAAGAAGUGCGAAUUUUAAAGAAGGGUUGCUCCUCCUCUGACGAGAAUUCGUGUAUUUUUCUCCUUGAUCGGCCUAUCUCACUUUCUUGGCUCGAGAAAGAAGGCUACAAAAUAAGACUUCCGGGCACCGCUCUUGCGAUGGGUGCCCUUCUGGGAAUUUUGUUCAUCUUUGGGCUACUGAGUUGCGCCUUGAUGACCUUUGUACGAAAGCCAACACCAAACAACAACGAACCUGAACAGGGUGCCGCCGACCAAGAAAGGCUUUUGUCAUCAUCUAAUGUCAAGCAACGUAACGGGUACUCGUCAAUACCCCGCGGCGAUGCACCCGGUCGCCGAACUGAACGAUUAGACGGUACUUCUGUAAGGAAUCAUGAGCCAGGCUCUUUCGCGAACCUCUAUUCCGUCAAUACAUCCCGCGAACCACUUUCCAUAGAUGCGGGAGCAAACCAAAACCAAAAUUAUUCUUAG
Lachancea meyersii CBS 8951 is the source of this 2607-nucleotide messenger RNA. NCBI's taxonomy places the organism in Eukaryota, Fungi, Ascomycota, Saccharomycetes, Saccharomycetales, Saccharomycetaceae. The record is from the annotation of a GenBank genome assembly.